This is a messenger RNA of Trichosurus vulpecula (common brushtail), 1529 nucleotides long. RefSeq names its product deoxyhypusine synthase (gene DHPS). The coding region runs from base 195 to 1328 and encodes 377 amino acids. The record is from RefSeq and is a predicted model, not a curated record. Gene Ontology annotation, biological process: peptidyl-hypusine biosynthetic process. Gene Ontology annotation, molecular function: deoxyhypusine synthase activity. The transcript is spliced from 9 exons. Lineage: Eukaryota; Metazoa; Chordata; Mammalia; Diprotodontia; Phalangeridae. Gene Ontology annotation, cellular component: cytoplasm.
GUAGAAGAAAUGAGGCACAGGACAAGAGGGCAGCUGGGCCUCCGUCGCUACGUGACCCGCAACACUUCCGGUCCUUCACCGUUUCUGUUCCCCCGCCCCACUUCCUCGGCUAGCCGGGAUCGCGCUGAGUCCCCGGUGAGCCGAGGUCGGGCCGGGCGGCCUGACCCUGACAUCCAGCCUCCCCCAGAGGGCGCAUGGAGGGCUCCCCGGAGGAGGAGGGUGGGGAGGGGCCCGGGCCGCGACCGCCCCCGGGAGCUGUGGACGCCGUCCUCAGGCACAGCUCGGCGCUGCCCGCGGAAGCCGUCCAGGUCCGGGGUUACGACUUCAACCGCGGCCUGGACUAUGGCGCUCUCCUGCGCGCCUUCGCCACCACCGGCUUCCAGGCCACCAGCUUCGGCCGCGCCGUGCAGCAGGUCAACGCCAUGAUUGAGAAGAAGCUGGAGCCUCUUGGGGAGGAGGAGGAGAACCACACAGAUCUGAACCCAAGCCGUCGGCCAGUGAGCGGCUGCACCAUCUUCUUGGGCUACACAUCAAAUCUCAUCAGCUCUGGUGUCCGAGAGACCAUUCGUUACCUGGUGCAACACAAUAUGGUGGAUGUUCUGGUGACAACUGCAGGUGGUAUAGAGGAAGAUCUGAUAAAAUGCCUGGCACCCACAUAUCUGGGCGAAUUUAGCCUGAAGGGGAAGGACCUGAGACAAAAUGGCAUCAAUAGGAUUGGAAACCUGCUUGUUCCCAAUGACAAUUACUGCAAGUUUGAGGACUGGUUGAUGCCGAUUCUGGACCAGAUGGUUCUGGAGCAAAAUACAGAGGGGGUGAAAUGGACCCCAUCAAAGAUGAUUGCACGAUUGGGCAAAGAGAUCAACAAUCCGGAGUCUGUGUAUUACUGGGCACAGAAGAACAACAUCCCAGUGCUAAGCCCUGCUCUGACAGAUGGGUCUCUUGGGGAUAUGAUCUUCUUCCACUCAUAUAAGAACCCAGGGCUUGUACUGGACAUUGUGGAAGAUUUACGACUCAUCAACGCUCAGGCCAUCUUUGCCAAGUGCACAGGCAUGAUCAUCCUCGGGGGAGGCCUGGUGAAACACCACAUUGCCAACGCUAACCUCAUGAGGAAUGGGGCCGAUUAUGCCGUCUACAUCAACACGGCCCAGGAAUUUGAUGGCUCAGACUCUGGUGCGAGACCAGAUGAAGCCGUGUCCUGGGGCAAGAUCCGAAUGGACGCAAAGCCAGUUAAGGUCUAUGCUGAUGCCUCUCUUGUCUUCCCUCUGCUUGUGGCAGAGACUUUUGCCCAGAAAAUCAGCUCCUUCACUCCUGAGAAGAACAAUGACUGAGUAGCUGGUUCCAACAAGGACCUGAAGCUGGGAGUUCUGAUCCCUCCUAUUUAUUGUCUCACAGUUACUCCCCAGACAUCCCCAACUUUCAUGGUGCCCUGGCCAAGGUCAGCAAAUACCUAGGCGUGAGAUAAAGAUCUCUUUACUUGGCAGGUAAUAGUACAGAUCCCUAAGGCCAAUAAACUCCAUGCGUCCCAUCCA